Gloeophyllum trabeum ATCC 11539 is the source of this 900-nucleotide messenger RNA. RefSeq lists its product as uncharacterized. Bases 1 to 900 code for a protein of 299 amino acids. The transcript is spliced from 3 exons. The record is from RefSeq and is a predicted model, not a curated record. Lineage: Eukaryota; Fungi; Basidiomycota; Agaricomycetes; Gloeophyllales; Gloeophyllaceae.
AUGGUAUCCUGCACGACCCGACCGCGCUGGCGCAUAAGCCCCCUCAUUCUCUUUGGCUUCGCUUGCCUCACGCUUGUCUCUGGCGGGAUAAAUUAUACCAUCGAUGAUCAGUAUGGCGACCCCUUCAAUGGAUUCUAUCCCUUGUACACCAGCACGCCUGAGGGGAGAUGGUCCCUCGGGCCCGAAUGUAGCCGCUGCGACUCCAAACCCCAGAUCGCCUUUGCGCACGACGGCACCUGGCACGACUCGACAUUUAAUAACGACACAAUUCAAGUAGGGUUAGACAUCCCCUUCAACGGGACUGCUAUCUACGUAUACUGUAUCAUGGACAAUACAAAUGGGGAUUAUACCAGGUUCACCAACCUAAGUUUUGCACUGGAUAACCAGCCCGUCGGAUCGUAUUCCCACAUCCCCAACUAUGCUUUGCUACCGUUCCAGUACAACGUGCUGGUCUACGGAAACGACAAGCUCGAAAACGGUGCUCACAAUCUAACUGUAAUAGUCGGUGGCAGCGGCAACUCUUCGCUCAUCCUCUUUGAUUACGCUGUAUACACCUACGAAGGGGAAGCCGCUGGUGGCACUAGUACUUCUACCCCCCCACCUUCCGCCUCCACCACAGCAUCCAUCGCCAUCACCAAACCUUCGAGUAACGAUGCAGUUAUCAUAGGCAGUGUAUUGGGCGGCGUCCUGCUGCUGUCGGCCACCGCUAUGGUCGUCUACAUGUGGCAUCUGAAGCAAAGUAUCAGGCCUGCGAGCUCGAUGUGGCGCUUCUCCUUCGUGAAGCCCCGCCACAGCCGCGGUCAUGAUGGUUUCAGCAUGUCCGAAUCGAGACUCAACGCUGGGAAGACUCCGUACUCUAAUCCGUUUUGGGGUGGUGCGAAGCGGCCAUGGAAAAAGUGA